Molecule: messenger RNA, 1573 nt
Organism: Batrachochytrium dendrobatidis JAM81
Lineage: Eukaryota; Fungi; Chytridiomycota; Chytridiomycetes; Rhizophydiales
Exons: 5
Coding region: 1-1527 (508 amino acids)
Biological process (GO): mRNA splicing, via spliceosome
Cellular component (GO): catalytic step 2 spliceosome; precatalytic spliceosome; Prp19 complex
Molecular function (GO): protein binding
Source: RefSeq, a predicted model, not a curated record
AUGGCCAGAACUCCAAAAAAGGCUGCUGGUGCUGCAAAACACUCUCCUUCCAAGCCAUCUGUUGCUAUUCAUCCUGCAGAUAAUGUGGAAAAUAAUCCUGUUUGUACAGACAUUGUAGAUCCUGAAUCAUCUCAAUCGGCUGCUUUUGCUCUCGGUCUGAUCUCGGCUAAUCUAAAACGAACUCAUGCUCUAUUCAACGACCCUCUUGUCGUUCAAGUCCCUAUUGAUCCUCCUAGUCAACGCACUAAGCUUGCUUCAAAGAUCUUGGAUGAAUGGUGUCAUGUAGCCGAGCUGCCAGCUGCAAUUGCUUCUCAGAAUCAAUCUAAACCAAAACUUAAAUCGGGUCAAAGUGCUCUUGUUGAUAAUCAAGAUACUGCUGUGGGUGAUAUGAUUGAUUCCAUUACUACUCGUCCAAACAACGUUUCUUCAUCCAAUGUACCAUCUGGUGUAGUUGCACUUCGAUCACAACUCCCUUCGUUUACCCAAUCCUCCAAUACCGGAACCACUGCUCUUAUUCGCAUACAGCAAGGACGCAAGAUACCUACACCUACCUGGCAUGCACCUUGGAAACUUAUGCGGGUCAUCAGUGGACAUACUGGCUGGGUGCGUUGUAUUACUGUGGAUUCAAGUAACGAGUGGUUUGUUACAGGUGCUGGCGAUCGUAUGAUUAAGAUCUGGGAUCUAGCAUCAGGUACUCUUAAGCUCUCGCUUACUGGUCACAUCUCUGCUGUGCGUGGUGUUGCAGUAUCACCACGCCAUCCGUACCUGUUUUCAGCUGGUGAGGAUAAACAGAUCAAGUGCUGGGAUUUAGAAUACAACAAGGUCAUUCGUCACUACCAUGGCCAUCUGAGUGGCAUUUACACGCUUUCUUUACAUCCUACUCUGGAUGUUUUAGUCACUGGUGGUCGUGAUUCAAGUGCUCGUGUUUGGGAUAUGAGAACAAAGGCACAAAUUUUUGCACUUACUGGCCACACAUCGACCGUUUCAGCUGUUGAAUGUCAAGAAGCAGAUCCACAAAUCAUUACAGCAUCGACAGAUUCAACCAUUCGUCUAUGGGAUUUGGUAGCAGGAAAGACCAUGUCAACACUCACUCAUCACAAAAAAAGUGUGCGAGCACUUGCACUUAAUCCAACCGAAUUUACAUUUGCAAGUGGAAGCACCGACUACAUCAAGCAAUGGAGAUGCCCACAAGGCAAUUUCAUUCAAAACCUUGAAGGCCAUAAUGCGAUCAUCAACACGCUUAGCUGUAAUCAAGACAAUGUUUUAUUUUCAGGUGCAAAUAACGGAUCCAUGUAUUUUUGGGACUGGAAGUCGGGGUAUAAUUUUCAAACAGCACAAUCACCUGUUCAGCCUGGAUCUUUGGAUAGUGAAGCUGGUGUAUUUUGUUCGACAUUUGAUCGAUCUGGAUCACGGUUGAUUACAGGCGAAGCUGACAAGACCAUCAAAGUAUGGAAGGAAGAUGAGCAAGCAACACCCGAAACUCAUCCCAUUCGGGAUUGGAAACCAAGAUUAAACAUGGGUCGAUGAUGAUUAAAACAAUGACUUUGCGUUACAAAUGAAAUCCCAAUUUUUA